Brettanomyces bruxellensis is the source of this 984-nucleotide messenger RNA. RefSeq lists its product as uncharacterized. Gene Ontology annotation, molecular function: N-acetylglucosaminylphosphatidylinositol deacetylase activity. The transcript has a single exon. Gene Ontology annotation, biological process: GPI anchor biosynthetic process. Bases 1 to 984 code for a protein of 327 amino acids. Gene Ontology annotation, cellular component: endoplasmic reticulum. NCBI's taxonomy places the organism in Eukaryota, Fungi, Ascomycota, Pichiomycetes, Pichiales, Pichiaceae. The record is from RefSeq and is a predicted model, not a curated record.
AUGUCGAAGAAUAGAUCUCUCCUUUCAAGGAUAUUAUUAAAGCCUGUAUUCUCAUUCUUUUUUUGGAUUUUCUUGUCUUCCAUAGUACCGGUUUUCCUAGAAACUGAUUUUCCUCUUGGAAAUAAGCCGCAGUAUGAUCAGGACAGAUACUUAACCAGUACGUCAUUGUACCGUCUAAAUUCAGAGAGCGUUCUUUCUUCUGGAUUAGUCAAUUCAGAUAUAGUAAUUGUGACUGCACAUCCCGAUGAUGAAUCGAUGUUUUUUACUCCAAGCAUCAUAGAGCUUGCUAAAAGAAACUACAAUAAUACGUUGCAUCUAUUAUGUUUGUCCAACGGCAAUUACGAUGGUCUUGGAAGUGUCAGACAGCAAGAAAUCGUGAAAGCAGCCAGUUUCCUUCAAAUAGAUGAUGUAAAGGUUUUAGACUUUGAGGACGAUAUUCACAAGAAAUGGAACAAGAAUGAUAUUUCAAAUACUCUUACUGAAGAACUGGAGCAUAUGGAUUUGAAAACACAUAGAAUCAGAUUGUUGACAUUUGAUGAUCGUGGAGUUUCGGGCCAUCCUAAUCAUUUCUCUCUUUUUUACGGAUGUAAACAGUUUAUUAAAGAUUACACCAGUAAUCAUGAGGGAAGAUAUGCCUCGGUCAGAAUGUUCGCUUUGAAGUCAUGGAGUUUACCUGAGAAAUAUUCAUCUUUUCUCUGGGUGAAUAUUCAGUUGAUUUACAAGUAUUUGGUUCAACUUGGAAUAACUAGAAGGAUUGAAAUUUUGGUAAACCAUUUUACAAAUAAAAAUGUAAUUGCAUUGCCCGAAAGUUUAAGUGGUAUGAAACAUAGCUUCAUCAUUUACAACAACUUUAAUUCCUGGUUCGUGAGUCUAUCAACGAUGACGUAUGCUCAUUAUUCUCAGAUUGUCUGGUUUCGGUGGUUCUGGAUCUUCCUAAGUAAAUAUAUGAACUGCAAUGAACUAGUGUUGGUUGCGAAUGUUUAA